AAAAUCCCAUAAUUAACUUCAUGAGAUUUCUACCUAACAGAUGACAGGUGCCAGACCAUGAUUCAGUUAUUAAAUGUGUGGAUGAAUAAAUAAGUGGCGCGGGUGGUGGGUUGGAGAGGGGAGAGGAGAAGUUCCUCCUCACGAUUGGGACACACCCACACGGAAGUCAGAUGUGGUCUUUAUCUUGUUUGCCUCACAUUUCCUCGGGAGUUCUCCGUGUACGCCAUUCACUAUGUCGAGCACCGUGAAGAGCCUCAAAGUCACCUAUAACCCCAUCAAUGAGAAAAACACUUUCACCAGUGGCGACAUUGUCUCGGGUGAAGUCGCGCUGGAGGUGGCCAAAGACUGUGAGAUCAACUCUCUGUUAAUCAAAUUCAAGGGGAAAGCAGAAGUCCUGUGGACCGAGCGCCACGGUCAGACCACUGUCGUGUACCACUCCAAGGAUAAAUACUUCAGCAUCAAGCACUACUUUGUGCGAGACAAGGAUCACAAAGUGCUUUCUUUAGAAGAUGACAACGAAAUACUGCUGACAACCGUGAAUGGAGACACACACAGCAGAGUUAUUGCCCCAGGGUGCCACAUUUACCCGUUCACCUUUCAGAUCCCGCUCCAGGAAAUGCCCUCCUCCUUCACUGGCUCUGUUGGUAAAAUCAUUUACUCGCUGGAAGCCAAGCUGUGCAGAUCAAUGAGGAUUAACAAGAAAGAUUCAACCAAGAUCAACUUUGUGUCGAAGGUGGACCUGAGCAGUGACCCUGGGCUGAUGAUGCCGCAGCAUGAGUCUAAGGAUAAGAAAAUGAAAUUUUUCACCUCAGGAACAGUAGCCAUGGACGUGAAUCUUGAAAAAACAGGUUUCUUCCAAGGCGAAGGAUUAAAGGUUCUGACCUCUGUUCAGAACAACUCCUCACGCGAGAUCAAGCCCAAGUACUGUGUGUACAGAAAGCACAGCUUCUUUGCAAAUGGGAAAAGAAGACUCAGUACUAAAGACCUCUUUAAAGAGGUGGGUGAGCCCAUCCCUCCUUCUACCAGCGUAAAUGUCACACAGGUCCUCCCCAUCCCUCAUGAUCUGGAGCCCACCAUCCUCAACUGCAGCAACAUCAAAGUGGAGUACAGACUCAGGGUCUACCUCGAUGUCAAAUAUGCCUCAGACCCGGAGAUCAAAUUUCCCAUAGUCAUCCUGCCGGCUUCUCAGGUUGCUGCCAAGGCACCACCACCUGCUGCUUCUGGCUUUGGAUUUGAACCAUUUGGGAACACAAACCCACCAGUCUGGGGCAUCGUGCCACCACAACCACCAGCACCACUAGCACCAGCAGCAGCAGCAGCAGCAGCAGCAGCAGCAGCACCCCAGCCUUUCGAUCCCCCACCUCCCUAUGGAUCAUAUGGGAUGUACCCGCCUUUGUCAGGUUUUGACAAAAAAUACUAGUGAUGAGACUGAAGAUACUUAACAGUAUCAAUUUCAUUAGUGAUGCAUUUUGUUAUGACGUCCACUAAAUAUUAGGUGCUGCUACAAUACAUUUACUGCUCUUAAAUCAUUUAAAUUUUGCAUCAUAUUGUGCUAGAGGGCAUUUGUGUUCUUUCAAAGCUUUGUGUUUGGAGUGAAACCUGGUUGAUAGAAACUGCCGCUAUCUGCUGCUAUGAUCUGUAGCUCUUUUGUACUGUAUACAUGGGAGUGUUAUGUAUAGUACGUAUUGCGUAUCCUAACUUUCAGAGGUGUAAAUAUUGUUGAAAAAGAGGCACGUUUCAUUUCAUUUCAACUUGGAAUCUAAUAGUUCUCCUGCUUCAGAUGAGACUGUGAUAUUUUCUGUAUGUAGAAAUGCUGCCAUGCAGAUAGUGAAUGACACUAAUGUACAAUUAAUUUCUGCCCUCUGCAUUAAAAGGCCAUUCCGAUGAUUUGACAAAUGAAGGUCAGUUUACACAUCAGGGUUCGGCUACUCAACCUGUGGAAACUGUCCAACGUGUUUUUUGUGGCUGUGAUGAGAGCUCUCUGUGGUCUGAAAGAAUAACCCUUGUGAUGGCCUCUGAUGAUGUCAUAGGGGUUAUCUCAAACCUUAAAGUAACUGACAGAAAACUCUGCUGACUUUAAAAGAUAAGGGCAUUUACCAGGUGUUGUGAAAGACAUUGUCCAGUUGCAUGGUGGGAAUUGUAGGAUCCAGCAUAUUCUGUCUGGCUGAAAGUCAGGAAAUCUCAGCCUUUGUUAGUUAGUUGUUGGAGCACUCCUCCAAGAUCCCCAUCUUUUUACUAAUUUGAAUAAAAUCCGAUUUGUUUUUUUUGUUUUUUUUUUUCAUUUUCUUACAAAAACUGUCCUGUAAUAGUGUCAAAAAAAGUGUUGAGGGGGCUGCUCUGAUGCUUCAUUUCUAUAUGUCUGAGUGAGUGAGUAAAUGAAGCAAAGAUAUGAUAUUGUCUCUGGAAUAUAAACUGUUUUGUUGAUGGGUGGAAACACUCGUUGUAGUCAGUCUUUGUGCUCAGUGAUGUGAUUGAAUGUCGCCAUUUUUGUCCAUUACAUUUCUCUGUCCUGUUUUCACUGAACUCUCCUGUGACCUUAAAAUAUACCUCAGUCCUUGUAUAACAAAGUAAAGUGUAUCAAGUUCUUGCU
Molecule: messenger RNA, 2590 nt
Organism: Epinephelus fuscoguttatus (brown-marbled grouper)
Lineage: Eukaryota; Metazoa; Chordata; Actinopteri; Perciformes; Serranidae
Product: arrestin domain-containing protein 3-like
Exons: 7
Coding region: 233-1420 (395 amino acids)
Biological process (GO): protein transport
Cellular component (GO): cytoplasm; plasma membrane
Source: RefSeq, a predicted model, not a curated record